AUGGCUUUGGCUCUGAGGUUCUUCACAUGCCUUGUUUUAACCGUGUGCAUAGUUGCAUCAGUGGAUGCAGCAAUCUCAUGUGGUACAGUGGCAAGUAGCUUGGCUCCAUGUGCCGGCUACCUAUCGAAAGGCGGGGCGGUACCGGCUCCAUGCUGUGCGGGAGUCAAAAAUUUAAAUGGUAUGGCUCAAACCACACCGGAUCGGCAACAAGCAUGUAGAUGCCUAAAGGCCGCUGCAAAGAGCAUCAACCCAAGUCUUGCCUCUAGCCUUCCUGGAAAGUGCGGUGCUAAAAUUCCCUAUCCCAUCUCCAUGAGCACUAACUGCGACACCGUCAAGUGAAGUGGGAACUCUUACACUAUGGCGAGGAUGAAGAGUAUGGUCUGGCAUAAAUAAAAUGGGUCUAUCUACGGUGACCUCAACAUGCCCUAGUUUGUCUCUGUUUUUUAUCUUGUUGUUGAAAGUUUGUCUUUGUUUUUAUUUUGUUGUUGAAAUUAAAUUUGUCAUGUUACUUUGUAGUCUUUUGCUUUAUCUUGUAUCUUAAUUAUGUUUAAGAUAUGAUAAUAGUACCUUAUUAAUCAUCUUUUUUAUAUAUGUUCUCCA
Eruca vesicaria subsp. sativa (arugula) is the source of this 600-nucleotide messenger RNA. The record is from the annotation of a GenBank genome assembly. NCBI's taxonomy places the organism in Eukaryota, Viridiplantae, Streptophyta, Magnoliopsida, Brassicales, Brassicaceae.